Molecule: messenger RNA, 3151 nt
Organism: Acomys russatus (golden spiny mouse)
Lineage: Eukaryota; Metazoa; Chordata; Mammalia; Rodentia; Muridae
Gene: Myo19
Product: myosin XIX
Exons: 24
Coding region: 43-2928 (961 amino acids)
Biological process (GO): actin filament organization; vesicle transport along actin filament
Cellular component (GO): vesicle; actin cytoskeleton; myosin complex
Molecular function (GO): microfilament motor activity; ATP binding; actin filament binding
Source: RefSeq, a predicted model, not a curated record
GUGUCUGUGACACAGCCCUCCGGCCGGCCACACAGAAGCACGAUGCUCCAGCAGGUGAAUGGCCACAGUUCAGGCUCUGAUGCCCAAGGUGGGACAUCCCUCAAGGGAGACCUAAGAGAGUUCCUGGGUGGGGAGGUCCCACUGCACCAGCUGGAUGACCUCACCAAAGUGAAUCCUGUGACACUGGAAACAGUCCUGAGGUGCCUGCAGGCCCGGUACACAGAAGACAUAUUCUAUACCAAUGCUGGCUGUACCUUGGUAGCUCUGAACCCCUUCAAGCCCAUCCCACAACUCUACACACCAGAGCUGAUGCGAGAGUACCAUGCUGCACCCCAGCCUCAGAAAUUGAAACCCCACAUCUUCACAGUGGGUGAACAGACCUACCGGAAUGUCAAGAGCCUGAUUGAGCCAAUCAACCAAUCCAUUGUGGUCAGUGGAGAGAGUGGAGCUGGAAAGACGUGGACAUCCCGGUGCCUGAUGAAGUUCUAUGCUGUGGUGGCUGCCUCACCUACUUCCUGUGAGAACCACAAGAUCGCAGAGAGGAUUGAACAGCGGAUCCUGAACUCCAACCCUGUCAUGGAAGCUUUUGGGAACGCGUGCACACUGAGGAACAACAACAGCAGUCGCUUUGGGAAAUUCAUCCAGCUCCAGCUGAACAGAGCCCAGCAGAUGACAGGAGCUGCAGUCCAGACCUACCUCCUAGAGAAAACGCGAGUGGCUUGUCAGGCCGCCAGUGAGAGGAAUUUCCACAUCUUCUACCAGAUUUGCAAAGGAGCCACCGAGGAUGAAAGGCUCCAGUGGUACCUCCCUGAGGGAGCUGCCUUCUCCUGGCUACCCAAUCCAGAAAGCAGUUUGGAAGAGGAUUGUUUCGAGGGGACCAGAGAGGCCAUGCUCCAUCUGGGCAUCGACACUCCUACCCAGAACACCAUCUUUAAGGUCCUAGCAGGACUACUGCACCUUGGCAAUGUCCAUUUUGCUGACUCAGAGGAUGAAGCCCAGCCCUGCCAACUGAUGGAUGGUACCAAGGUCUCUGUCAGGACAUCAGCCUCGCUGCUGCAGCUCCCAGAGGACAUGCUGCUGGAGACGAUGCGGAUUCGAACCAUCAAGGCAGGCAAGCAGCAGCAGGUGUUCCGGAAGCCCUGCUCCCGAGCUGAGUGUGACACCCGCAGAGACUGUCUGGCCAAACUGAUCUAUGCACGGCUGUUCGACUGGCUGGUAUCUGUCAUCAACAGCAGCAUCUGUGCAGACUCCGACUCAUGGACUGCCUUCAUAGGUCUGCUGGAUGUGUAUGGGUUUGAGUCGUUUCCUGACAACAGUCUAGAACAGUUGUGCAUCAACUAUGCCAAUGAGAAGCUACAGCAGCACUUCGUGGCUCACUACCUCAAGGCCCAGCAGGAGGAAUAUGCAAUUGAGGGUUUGGAGUGGUCAUUUGUCAACUACCAGGACAACCAGACCUGUUUAGAUCUCCUCGAGGGGAGCCCCAUCAGCGUCUGCUCCCUCAUAAAUGAGGAAUGUCGCCUUAAUCGGCCGAGCAGUGCAGCACAGCUACAGACCCGCAUCGAGAGUACUCUGGCAGGCAGGCCCUGCCUGGGCCAUAAUAAGCUCAGCCGGGAGCCCAGCUUUGUUGUUGUACACUUCGCAGGACCUGUACGGUACCACACUGCAGGCCUGGUGGAAAAGAACAAGGACCCUGUUCCCCCUGAGCUGACGGGGCUCCUGCAGCAAUCCCAGGAUGCCCUGCUUUUGAUGCUGUUUCCUGUGAACCCUGAAGAGAAGACCCCAGAGGAGCUGACUGGCCAGAGCAGAGCUCCUGCAUUGACUGUGGUGUCCAAGUUCAAGGCCUCCCUGGAUCAGCUCCUGCAGGUCCUCCACAGCACAACACCGCACUACAUUCGCUGCAUCAAGCCCAACAGCCAGAGCCGGCCGCAGACUUUCCUCCAGGAAGAGGUCCUGAGCCAGUUGGAGGCCUGUGGCCUCGUGGAGACCAUCCACAUCAGUGCUGCUGGCUUUCCCAUCCGGGUCUCUCACCAGAACUUUGUGGAAAGAUAUAAAUUACUGAGAAGGCUCCAGUGUCGCACAUCCUCUGGCCUCUGGGGCCUGGGACCUGCCAAAGGGCCCUCUGAGCAGCCUCUGUGCGCCAAGGAGACCACACUGCAACCUCCACUUCAGGACAUUCUCCAUGUUCUACCAGCUUUAAUUCAGACAGCGGCUACUCCCAGUGACCCAGUGAAAGCCCCACAAAUCCCACUGUACUGUGGCAAGACAAAGAUCUUCAUGACUGAUUCCAUGCUAGAGCUUCUGGAGUGUGGGCGUGCCCAGAUGCUGGAGCAGUGUGCCCGCUGCAUCCAGUGUGGCUGGAGGCGACACCGGCUCCAAAAGCAGGAGAAACAGAGGCGGGCUGCCAUGCUCAUUCAGGCAGCUGUUCGUUCCUGGCUAACUCGGAAACACCUCAGAAGGUUACACAUAGCUGCCACAGUCAUCAAGCGUGCGUGGCGCAAGUGGAGAAUCCGAAUGGCCUGUCUUGCUUCUAAAGAACUGGAUGGUAUGGAGGAGAAGCCCACAGCUCCUGCUUCCCUGAGCUCCUCACUGCCCCCAGCACACACUAAGCUCCUAGGAGCAAUAAUCCACCUCUGGCCCCUGGGACUGGUGCUAGCCAACUCAGCUGCGGGUGUACGUGGCUUUCAGAGGACACUGGUGGCCCGUGCCUGCCUCCGGCUUCCCUCAGGCAGCCCCAGCAGCAAAGUCCAGACACCACAACAAGAUCAGGCUGGUGUUACAUCCAUCAGAGCACUGCCUCAGGGAUCGAUAAAGUUUCACUGCAGGAAGUCUCCACUUCAGUAUGCUGACAUCUGCCCUGAACCUUCGGCCUCUAAUGUUACUGGUUUUAAUCAGAUUCUGCUAGAAAGACACAGGCCAGUCCAAGUGUGACUCUCGUACCCCAUCCAUCCGAGUGAUCUUCAGUGCCUUUGUUUCCACAUGGCCUUUUCCUGCCAGCUGCCUUGCCAAAGACAUCUGAUCCAACACACAACUGCCAAGCUACUCCCACAGGAGUUCACUGCACGUGCAAGCAGGUUCCAGAUUGUGAGCCAGGGCUUUAUGGCCAGAGUGCCACCCUCCAGGGUAUGGCCUCAGCAUUGGCAGGAUCUGGGGG